GCUUCUCCUGUCGACUCUUUCUCACUCACUGGGGAGCCUGGCUGUGGCGGCACCUUCGGAGGUAGAGCAGCACAGCCGCGAGCCCGCCGGUCAGCCAGUGCAAGGUCGGACAGACUGACGGCAGAGCCGACGGACGGACAGCGGGGUAGCCAGACGGCCCGAGUCGCUUCAAGUUCCACCAUGAGCUGGGGCACGGAGCUGUGGGAUCAGUUCGACAGCUUAGACAAGCAUACACAAUGGGGAAUUGACUUCUUGGAAAGAUACGCCAAAUUUGUGAAAGAGAGGAUAGAAAUUGAACAGAACUAUGCGAAACAAUUGAGAAAUCUGGUUAAGAAGUACUGUCCCAAACGUUCCUCCAAAGAUGAAGAGCCAAGGUUUACCUCGUGUAUAGCCUUUUUUAACAUCCUUAACGAGUUAAAUGACUAUGCAGGACAACGAGAGGUGGUAGCAGAAGAAAUGGCGCACAGAGUUUAUGGUGAAUUAAUGAGAUAUGCUCAUGAUCUGAAAACUGAAAGAAAAAUGCAUCUUCAAGAAGGACGAAAAGCUCAACAAUACCUUGAAAUGUGCUGGAAACAGAUGGAUAAUAGUAAAAAGAAAUUUGAAAGAGAAUGUAGAGAGGCAGAAAAGGCACAACAGAGUUAUGAAAGAUUGGAUAAUGAUACUAAUGCAACCAAGGCAGACGUUGAAAAGGCUAAACAGCAAUUGAAUCUGCGUACACAUAUGGCUGAUGAAAAUAAAAAUGAAUAUGCUGCACAAUUACAAAACUUUAAUGGAGAACAGCACAAGCAUUUCUACGUGGUGAUUCCUCAGAUUUACAAGCAACUACAAGAAAUGGAUGAACGAAGGACUGUUAAACUCAGUGAGUGUUACAGAGGAUUUGCAGACUCAGAACGCAAAGUUAUUCCUAUCAUUUCAAAGUGUUUGGAAGGAAUGAUUCUUGCAGCAAAAUCAGUUGACGAAAGAAGAGACUCUCAAAUGGUAGUAGACUCCUUCAAGUCUGGAUUUGAGCCUCCUGGAGACUGUCCGUUUGAAGAUUACAGUCAGCAUAUUUAUAGAACCAUUUCUGAUGGGACUAUCAGUGCAUCCAAACAGGAAAGUGGGAAGAUGGAUGCCAAAACCACAGUAGGAAAGGCCAAGGGCAAGCUGUGGCUCUUUGGAAAGAAGCCAAAGCCACAGUCCCCACCCUUAACCCCUACUAGUUUAUUCACAUCCAGUACUCCUAAUGGGUCCCAGUUUCUCACAUUCUCCAUUGAGCCCGUGCAUUAUUGUAUGAAUGAAAUAAAAACAGGGAAGCCCAGAAUUCCUUCUUUCAGAAGCCUCAAAAGAGGGUGGUCGGUGAAGAUGGGCCCAGCACUAGAAGAUUUCAGUCAUCUGCCACCAGAACAGAGGCGUAAAAAACUACAGCAGCGCAUCGAUGAACUUAACAGAGAACUACAAAAAGAAUCAGACCAAAAAGAAGCACUCAAUAAAAUGAAAGAUGUGUAUGAGAAAAAUCCACAAAUGGGGGAUCCUGGGAGUUUGCAGCCUAAAUUAGCGGAGACCAUGAAUAAUAUUGACCGCUUGCGAAUGGAAAUCCACAAGAAUGAGGCUUGGCUCUCUGAAGUUGAAGGCAAAACAGGUGGGAGAGGAGACAGAAGACAUAGCAGUGACAUAAAUCAUCUUGUAACACAGGGACGAGAAAGUCCUGAGGGAAGUUACACUGAUGAUGCAAACCAAGAAGUCCGUGGGCCACCCCAACAGCAUGGUCACCACAGUGAGUUUGAUGAUGAAUUUGAAGAUGACGAUCCCUUGCCUGCUAUUGGACACUGCAAAGCUAUUUACCCUUUUGAUGGACAUAAUGAAGGUACUCUGGCAAUGAAAGAAGGCGAAGUUCUAUACAUUAUUGAAGAGGACAAAGGUGAUGGGUGGACAAGAGCUCGGAGACAGAACGGCGAAGAAGGCUAUGUUCCCACAUCAUACAUAGAUGUCACUCUAGAGAAAAACAGUAAAGGUGCAGUAACUUACAUCUAAACUAACCAGGCAGCUUGUGACAUGUAUGGCAUAGGGACGGUAACAGAAAAUGCAAACAUUCAACGGGUGGGGAAACAUAAGAAAACUUAAAGAGCAUCCAAGAUUUAUUGUUCACUAUGUGAGCUGAAUAUAGGCGUAAUCUUGGAGAUGUGAAUAUUACUGCAAGAAACUGUUCUUCUCGAUGCUUUACCAUGUGAAUGAUUGGUGUGAAGCUAAAUUGAUGCCUUUUGCUUUAUGUCCUGCUUAAGUCUGUGUGAAGGAUUUGUGUUUUUCUGCCUUAUUAAUCAUAGAAUUUGAUAUAUUAGGCAGGAAUCCAUAGAUAAAAGUUCCCCAGCUCUACCGUUCCCUGCCCCCCCCCGCCCCCCCCCCCACACACACAUACACGGCUUCAGAAAACACAGUGACUGUAGUGAAUUGAAAUAAGUAAAACUGCUCUGAAAGCUGACUCCCAAAAGAGUGGUGUGGUAUAGGAGUUCGAAUUUAGCUAGUUUCCAAGAAGAAAAGUAAUAGUUGGCUAAUUGGAUAAAAAGGAAUAUAACCAUUUUCAUUUUCCUCCCUGUUCUUAACUUCAGUUUUCCUAAAAGAAGAAAAUAAGUACCUGGCAUAAAAUCUAUUUUAGUAGUAAGCGAAUCAAGAGACCUGCAAAAUAAAUCAACCUGGUCUAGCUUUUACGUGAAUAAAAUGGCUUUCUUUUGAGACCUGAAAAUAUUUUCAGGCUUACCAGUAAUUUUCAGUAAUGUAUAAGCUUCCUUCUAAGUUAAUCUAAUACUUGUAUUUUUUAUCUUAGACAUAUCUUGGGAAAUAUCACUUUAGUGAUUAUUUAGCAUUUAAUAAUUAUACACAGGAAAAUAGGUUCUAAAUAGACUAAGAUAGAAAGUAAAUCUUGAAUGGAGGAGAAGUACUGGCACAUUAUACUUUGAAAAGAAAAACAGCUUUUGACUGGGUUGGAGGAAGAUAUCUCUCUACCACCAUUUAGGGCAUUUCCUCAUUGUAGCUGAAUCAUCAAUUAGGAUAGAUUGGUUUUUUCCAGUUAAUUUCAGGAAACAUUUACUGGUCACACUGUACGAUCAAGGAUUGUGCAGAUACAGUUGUGUGGGGAAGUGAAGUGAGGAAGUGAGCUCUCAGAGAUUGGUUUUUAAUUUUGCUCGUGUUCCAAAUUUUUCUGGUGUUUUCAAUAGCUAACUAUAGAAUGAUUAUAGAGACAUUUGGGAUGGACACUUGAAACUGAACACCCCUUUUGGACUUACCAAAGGUCUUCAGUAAUUGUUCUUUUCUUUUUCCUCCUGGACUGCAGGUUCCUGAAGAGGGUUUCUGAGGAAAUGGGCAAGAUGUUGAAGGAGGUUACAUGCAGCUGCUUUUGGGGGGAGGGUAUUAGAGUUGUCAGGCGCAAAGAGAGAGUGAGAGAAGCAAGUUGCAUGGGUGCAUGCAGACAUGAUUAUUUUUUACUAACUUCAUUAGCAUUUCCAUACAUUGUUUUAAAAAAAUCAUUGUAAUACCAGUCCUUAAAUUCCCUUUUCACAGUUAUUUACAUGAAGGGGAAAAAAGCCAACAAUGGCUAACUUUUUCCAUUUAUUUUACUGAUCUCCAAAUCAGAAAGAAUGCAGAGCUGUCAUUAAGUGUGUCUUCCAUUUGGCUGUCCCCAGGACCGUCUCCAUCCCAGCUCUGUUUUAAUUGGCUGUUAGACCCAUCGUCUGUGAGAAUCCUUGCCAUUUGUCAGUGUCUGCCUGUGCCACCUCUGUGCUUGCGUAACAUCCUGUUGCAUGUCUAGAGUGAUCGGGCUAGAUUUUUCAGGCAUGUCUAAUUCCUUGUUCUUGUCAAAGCCUUUGUUUUGUUUUACAUUUGUAGUGCAAGUCCCUUUGUCAAACAUGUCCAGCACUAAUGUUUCCAUCCUAGUGUUUGUGUAUGCUGCUAUAACUUCCCCACUGCAAACAUUCCAGUUGUGGCAUUCUGAAGACGUAGUUUCUGAACCUGAAGUAUUUAUGAUAAGAAAAAGAAAACAUCUCUGCUCUAGCCUACAGCCCAGUUGAAAGAACUCUUUGAAACGUGAUCCAUCUUCAGCACCUCAGUCUGGGAAGAAUCUAUAGUCAGCACUGAAAUCCUGGCAUAAUAAACAUAGAAGAUACUCACCACCUCAAGACAAAGGACUAUUGUCAGAAGUCAGCUGCUUCCAUUCAAACGCUGCCUUAAACUAGAGUGCCUAAAUCUGUUGAUUGCCAACACUACCACUGCAGUGUCCCACAAGGGCUUUAGGUGUCAGCUCAGUGCGACCUCCUUUCACUCGGCAGGGCUGCUGCAGCUGCCCGCGGAGCCUCGGUAGGUGGCUGUUAGAGCUCUACCACGUUUGAUGGUGCAUCUUCUAAUUUAUGCAUCAAACUAAAGACAUGUUCGAGUCCAUUUUACUUAAUGUUUUUAUGAGAAGUUUUAUGGACCUCUCCCCCCCCAUUAUCUUUUAAUUGGGGUUACCAUGUCCUCAUUUUAUUAUUACAAUGAUAGUCUGUUUCCAAGUGAUGCUUUUGUUUGAACCAGAUAAAAUUUAGUGAAACUUUGUAAUGAUCUAUGUGCACUUUUACUUGUAAAAUGGGAAUUUCUGUAUGUUUAUAGUUGUAAAUAUAAUUGUCGUUAGUGCCCUGUUGCUCAUGUUGUCCUGCCUCGCAUUUGUGGUUCUGUUAAUGACUUGUAUCUUAACUAAUUUCUUAGUGGUGUUUUAAUAGGGAGGUGGGUGGGGGCGGGGGGGGGCUGUUUGUACGAACGGAAGCUUCAUUAAUUUGGUUCUUUACUGUUUUGAGGGACGAAAGAGAACGUGAAAUGGUCUGUGUAUUGUUGGAUUUUAAGCAAUAUUUUAGAAGCUGUGUGACUGCUUUAAUCAUUUUUUCCCAGUGUUAUUUGAAUCGUACUGCCAGUUAUACUAAAGCUAAAUGACAAUUGUGUGAAACUUAAUGCCUUCAUAAGAUCAAGUAUGCCCCCGUUACACAGCUGACGUAUAGUGUAUUACUUUUGAGGCUAGUAAACUAUAAAGUUUAGAUUUUGAAUCUCGUUACAGGGUUAUUUAUAUAAUGUGACAUUAUUCAAUACUGACAGGCUACAUGAAGUAGUUUUGAAUCCUAGUGCAGUUUGUAUUUUAAAGGUUAGCCAUGAGGAGGAAAUGUGAUAUGGCUGUGUUUGUCUUCUGUACAAAGCCUGAAGUGCUUGUGUUUUGUUGGCUAGCAGCCACAGAGGGCAAAGUUUAAGGUUGUCUUGUGAGGACUAACUGUUCUUUUCAAGCUACUGUUUGUUUUUCUAAAAGCAGGAUUUGCUUCCGUAGGAGGCAAGUUCCUUCACGUGGAAUAGUGCAACCUGUAUAUGGGUUAUUUUAAUAGGGAAGACAUUUGUACUUCCACAGUUUAAAUCAUUCUUAAAUCAUUCUUAAAUUUUGAACAUGUGAAUUGUCCAAAAGAAAUCUUUAAUUUUUCAGUGAUUUUUACUCUUUUUGUGCACAUGUUGAUUUCUUAAUGGUAAAUGCUUUGUUUAAGAUAGUGUUCUCUGUUGAGAAUAUUUUCAUGGAAUAAAAAAAUCUUUUCAUGG
Rhinolophus ferrumequinum (greater horseshoe bat) is the source of this 5571-nucleotide messenger RNA. It is a transcript of the gene FNBP1L, whose product is annotated as formin binding protein 1 like. Bases 181 to 2010 code for a protein of 609 amino acids. The record is from RefSeq and is a predicted model, not a curated record. Gene Ontology annotation, molecular function: protein binding. The transcript has 16 exons. NCBI's taxonomy places the organism in Eukaryota, Metazoa, Chordata, Mammalia, Chiroptera, Rhinolophidae. Gene Ontology annotation, biological process: signal transduction.